Poecile atricapillus (Black-capped chickadee) is the source of this 7941-nucleotide messenger RNA. It is a transcript of the gene CREBRF, whose product is annotated as CREB3 regulatory factor. Gene Ontology annotation, cellular component: nucleus. The record is from RefSeq and is a predicted model, not a curated record. Lineage: Eukaryota; Metazoa; Chordata; Aves; Passeriformes; Paridae. The coding region runs from base 651 to 2543 and encodes 630 amino acids. Gene Ontology annotation, biological process: response to unfolded protein; regulation of transcription by RNA polymerase II. The transcript has 10 exons. Gene Ontology annotation, molecular function: DNA-binding transcription factor activity, RNA polymerase II-specific; RNA polymerase II transcription regulatory region sequence-specific DNA binding.
CUCGGGCCACGUGAGGGUCGAGUCACGCGAUUUCCGGGAACCCGUCAGGAAGGGACAUAAACAAACAAACCCGGGGCCGCAUGGAGGGGCCGGGCCGGGGCUCGCCGGGCUGCGGCCCCCGCUGAACGCCAAGCUGACAAAUAGAAAAGCUCCAUCAGGGUGAACUGAAGUUAUCCUAAGGAAAAAUUUCAUUGCAUGGAUAGUAUAAACACCCUGAGACUGAAGUAAAGCUGGAAAGGAAUCGACAAGUGAAUAAAACAAGAAGUUUGGAAUUGGAUUUGGGGAAUCUGGGCUUGGAAAUGCCUCAGGGUCCCUGUAGUGUCUGUGGUGGAAGCUGUGGUGCUGCUCUUGGUGCUGUGUUUGUUCAAGCUUCAGCCACGUUGUCGCUUGGUGAGGGAGGAUGCCUGGAGAGCAGAACAGCCUUUUAUUACUGCAGUGAUUCACACUCAGCACACUGAAUGACUUUCAGCAGCACAGUGUUUCUCCCUUCCCAACCCUCAGGGUGAGAGUGUCUAGAAGAGAAAUUGAGGUCUGGAAUUAAAUGUAGCAGAAGGCCUUGCUGCCCAUUCCCUGCAUGCCCAGUCAUCCUGCAUAAUGCUUUUUUUGCCAAAUUUCACUUCGUUCUUGAGAAAGAGCCCAGUGUGAGUGGAAUGGACCCUCCUUUUGGGGAUGCCUUUCGGAGCCACCUGUUUUCAGAGCAGACUCUGAUGAGCACAGAUCUCCUGGCGAGCAGCUCGGAUCCAGACUUCAUGUAUGAACUGGACAGAGAAAUGGACUAUCAGCAAAGCUCCAGGGACAACUUGCUUUUGAUGGAGGACUGCAAAGACCUCGAGAACUUGGAGUCUUUUACGGACAUCCUGGACAAAGAAGCUGCUUUCACUUCCAAGUGGGAGCAGUGGGAUACCUACUGUGAAGACCUAACUAAGUACACUAAAUUAACCAGCUGUGACAUCUGGGGAACAAAAGAGGUGGAUUACCUGGGCCUUGAUGACUUCUCAAGCCCGUACCAGGAUGAAGAGGUGAUCAGCAAAACACCCACACUGGCUCAGCUGAACAGUGAGGACUCCCAGCCUGUCUCAGAUUCACUCUAUUACCCUGAUUUGCUCUUUAGUGUAAAACAAAACCCUUUAAAUUCUUUAUUACCUGGCAAAAAAAUCGCGAGCAGAGCCGCGGCGCCAGUCUGUUCCUCCAAGAACGUGCAGGCCGAGGCCGCGCUGUCGGACUGUGCCCAGAAGGCCAGCAAGCCUGGCAGCCAGCCUGCUUCCAGCACACAGAUCAUGGCCAAGACCAACGUGUACAGCAGUGAAAAGGUGAACAUUCACGUUGAAUGUAAAGACUACGUUAAAAAAGCAAAAGUAAAGAUCAACCCCUUGCCGCAGAGCAGGCCCGUGCUGAGCCAGGCGCACGCUGACGCAGCCAAGGAAAACACCUGCUACUGUGGGGCUGUAGCAAAGAGACAAGAGAGAAAAGGACUCGAGUCCCCCCAUGGUCACAGUACAACUCCUGGUUUGCCUUUUAAAGAGACUCAAGAGCUGCUCCUCAGCCCUCCCCAGGAGAGCCCAGGGCUGGCAGGGGGGGAGAGCAGCCUUUCCGCCAGCACGUCCGUGUCGGACUCCUCGCAGAAGAAGGAAGAGCACAAUUAUUCUCUUUUUGUAACAGACACUUUGGGUGAACAGUCAGCCAAAGCAGACCCCGAGGAAGAGGAGGAGGAUGAGGAUGAUAUUGAAGAUGAGGACCACGAUGAAGGAUUUGGCAGUGAGCACGAGCUGUCUGAAAACGAUGAUGAGGAAGAAGAUUACGAGGACGAUAAGGACGAUGACAUCAGCGAUACCUUCUCAGAACCAGGGUAUGAAAACGAUUCUGUGGAGGAUUUAAAAGAAAUGACAGCGAUAUCCUCUCGGAAAAGAGGCAAGCGAAGAUACUUCUGGGAGUACAGCGAGCAGCUGACGCCGUCCCAGCAGGAGAGGAUGCUGAGGCCAUCCGAGUGGAACCGGGACACCCUGCCCAGCAACAUGUACCAGAAGAAUGGGCUCCAUCAUGGAAAAUAUGCAGCAAAGAAGUCACGGAGGACUGAUGUAGAAGACCUGACUCCCAAUCCCAGAAAGCUCCUGCAGAUUGGUAACGAGCUGAGGAAGCUGAAUAAGGUGAUCAGUGACCUGACACCCGUCAGUGAACUCCCCUUAACUGCCAGACCCAGGUCGAGGAAAGAAAAGAACAAGUUGGCUUCCAGGGCUUGUAGACUAAAAAAGAAAGCCCAGUAUGAAGCCAAUAAAGUAAAACUCUGGGGUCUCAACACGGAAUAUGAUAAUUUACUCUUUGUCAUCAACUCCAUUAAACAAGAAAUAGUUAAUCGGGUGCAGGUACCUAAAGAUGACAGAGGAACCAACAUGGAGCAAAAGUUGAACAUACUUAUUAAAGACACUCUUGGACUUCCUGUAGCUGGACAGACGUCGGAGUUUGUGAACCAGGUCCUGGAGAAGACAGCAGAGGGAGACCCCACGGGCGGCCUCGUGGGGCUCCGGAUACCCACGGCCAAGGUUUAGGGCAGCACUGGAGCUGCUCCCGGGUCAGGUUCCGCCCGUGCUGUCGAGUUCCUCGUUGUAAAUGGCAUUCUGGUCUGCAUGUCAGCUUAGCAUUCUGUAAACACUCACCUGUAGGUUCCAUUGGUUUCAAGUAACUCUGUAGGAAAGCAAAUCACAGCGUGGUAGAAAAUGCUGCAGAGCAUUUUUGGACCAUAAACCAGAUAGUUUCAAAGCUGCUUUAAAGCUCAAGGGCAGAAAUGAGAGUUCUCUUUCAAAUGAUCUAGGACCAGAAUAUAUCACUUUUGUUUGAGAAGCAAAAACUUGGGUUUGCUAGUGAAAAUAUUCAGCAUUUGCCAGACAUUGUGACAGGUUUAUGGUCCAAGUGAAGUAAGAGGAAGCAUUUUUUUUUGGUGAAGCUAUCAAUGUAGGGAGUUUUUCUGUUUUGUUUUUUUUUUAUUAUUAUUAUUUUUAAAUAUUUGGAUUUUCUUUUCUUGUUCUUAAAAAAAAACAGUAAGCUUUCUUUGCAACCAUUAACUUGUACAUAGCACACACAGCAUUAGAGCUAGUGUGCCAUAUAAGACUUUAAUUUUCUGAGCUUAAUAGAGUAUUUAAAUGUCUGUGCAAGCAAGAGAAAAAAAAAGUAUAUUCUUUGUGCCUUGUAUUUUGUGGGGAGAGCUAUCAGUAUAAGCUGGUAAAGUUUUGUAUGAAGAAAACCCUGAGGGGAAAAACCGAGCUGUAUAGAUGGUGAGAUUUUAGGUUUUAAUGUAUUUGUUCCAGCUCUUAAAAUUUUUUGAAUGUAUAUAGGAAUAUGUUGAAAAUGUAGAUAUAUGCCACAGAGUCUAUGUAUUGUAUAAAAGAUGGCUCUAGAAAACUCAAUUUCGGUACUUUGGCCGGAAGAAAACAAAUACUUGCACAUUAAUGCGAUUGUUUAUUUUUGUACCAAAGACAAAUGCAACUGAUAUGGCGAACUGCCAGUCUAAGUAAAGUUUUGCACAGCUUAUAUGAUACUGUACUGAAUGUAAAAACAAAAGAAAAAAAGAAAAAAAAUUAAAGGUCAGGGUUAGGGAUCUUACUGAACUGUGAAUUUUUUUGUUUGGGUCCAAUUAUCUACAGAAGGAGCAUUCAUACAUAACAAUAUUAUUUUGCUGUUCUUGUAGUUCGCUUCCAUGGUAGAUAAGUUGGUGGCCGUCUUGGAGUCUUUAAAUCUUUUUUCUCUGCACUUACUGUAGGAGAUUUUAAUAUAUUUGGAUUUUAGUAAGCUAUUGGUAAAAUAGUUUUCGACUUUGAGAAUUUAAAAAAAAAAAAAGUAUUUAGCUUGUUGUAGUAUACUUCCACCAAACAACCAAAAUAAAAUUAUUUUUAUUGUAACGUGUAUAUAUGUAAAGAGGAAAAAAAAAAGAGCUACAAAUAUCUAAUUCCUUAGUUGCCACUUUUCCAGUUGAUGUAUUAUUAUGCAUGUGAUGUUUCCAAGGAUCAACACAGGCUUCAAACAAAACAAAACAAAAAAAAAUUUAUAGACUUUUAUAUUUUUGUACAGGUAUUUCGAAACUAGCUUCUUCAGACUUAUAUGUGACUUAUUCUUGUUAAUUCAGUAGUUUCUAUGAUUGAGGAAUAUUAACACAAAGUUCUUAUUUGCUCUUCUGCUAAUAAGAGUUGGCUUUGUAGUCAGUGUUAAUGUACAGAUUAAAAGCUUUAGCCUUUGAUGAGAAAGUCCUUUAUCUCAAGGCAAGAUCAUUCUCUGGUUUCAUGGACCCCCCACUCCUUUUCCUCCCUGUUCUUUCUCUCCCUAUUUAAAGAUGACAAAACACUGUUUACUGAAAAUAGAAAUACCAAAUAUUUUCAAAUGUAGCUGCUGAAAAAAAAAAAAAAAUGCAAAAGUCCAUGAAGGCUUUCUCCCCACUCCCUUUGGGGAAUUUCUCCACUUUGUUUCUAGUUUGUCUAAGUUUGUUUGUACUGUGAUUCCUUUUUGUUUAUAAGUAGAUUAUUUUUAUAUCCAAGCUUGUGCUAUAAGAGAAAAAAGCCUGAAUUGGUAACAGUGCAGGAAGAGUGGCCGGUGAAAGUGAUGGCCCUGCCCCACUCACAGCUUCCUUUGUUCUAAAUAUUUUGGAAGACUCAAAAGGGAGGAGGAGGCCAAAAUACCACUACUGAGCUGUACAGAAAGUCUUUCCUACAAGAGACUGAACAAAUACCCAGGGCAAUUUAGGCAAAACUUUGUAAAUCCACUUAAGGCUUGCAAAAUCCGAGUGGAAUGUGGGUGUUUUCCUUUGAGGCGUUUGUGUUGUAGUCGUUGUUGUUCGGGUGAGGUGAAGAGUUGGCUGCUGCUUUCCACGGUGGCUCUGGUGUAUUCCUCUUGUUCUUGUGGAGGUGCCCAGAGCCCCAAAAACCCCGACAGAGAAUGUGUCCUGUGAGGUUCAGGCUGUGCCUGGGCAGGGCUGGCACGCUGAGCUUGUCCCUGUGCUCCAUCCAAACCCUGCGGGCGAGCCAGCCUCUCUGAACAUUGAGAGAGAGCAGUUUGGAAUCAGGUAAAAACUUCUGGGACAAAUUCAACUGACAAAGUAUUUAAAAGCCCCCCCCCCCCCCCCCCCCCCCCGUUUUUUUUUUGCUGCCUGGGAAUUCUGGGCAACACACAACUUUAUAGCUUUUUAUUUUUGUCUGAAAACCAGACUAUGAUUUUGGUCUCGCAUUUCAAAGUAGACUUUGAAUCUUUAGUGAGUUCCAUACCCUCGCAUUUCAGUGUUUCCUAUGUAUUAUUUUAAGUUAAAGCUUUGAAAUAGUUGAGCUUUUUAAUGUUGACACUUUAUUUUGUAACUAUUUAUAUGUAUGUACAUCUUAGAAAAGCACUUUGUUUAAAAAAAAAAAAAGAGGAAAAAGAAAAAAAAAAAGAAACUGCGUUUUAUAUGAUUCCUGCCACUUGCUGCUAACUCUGGGCUGGUCAGAAUGCUGCAGCGAUACUUGAGAUAAAUAAAACCUGGCAGUAAAAUGUAGAGUAAAGAUAAGACCUUUUGCUGGUUUAACUUUAUCAUAAAGGUGACAUAGGCAAGCUGUGCAGCUUUACAUUUUAACCAGGGGACUCUGUGGCAUUUAAACCGUCUAGAAAUGGUUGUACUUUAAUGCCAGUAACAAUCUGCUUCCUCUAGUGUCAUUAAAAUAUAUACAUUUAGUGUAUACUUAUCACAAACAAAAAUCUUAUAAGGGUAUAAAAACCAACAAAUGUACAUGUUCUGUUUUUUGGCAAUUGUGGCAUGCGUUUUGGGGUGAUCUUUAGAGAAGACCAUUUUCUAAAGAUUUUCAGUGUUCAUACAUAGUAUGUGGAUCUUAACGAAGUCCUGGGGUUAUUUUUUUGUUUGUUUUUGAGUGUAGGCAUUGUGAAUAUUCACUUUUAAUCCUAUAUCCAAAAACAAUGAUCUAUUUUUUUGAUUUAAUACAACCAGAAGCUCUUCCUUUUUCUGAUACACUGGAUUCUCUAGGAUUUGUUUCCAUAUUAAAAGCAUGCUGUCAUAACUGCUCUUGUCGAGAUCUCGUCAGUCUGAGCGUAGGUGCCACACUUGGAAUCGAUGGGCUGCUUGUUCUGCUGUACCAUGUAUGACCCUCGUCCUUCCCCCCUCCCUUCAUGACAGAUGAUGAUGUGGCUUUAUAUUGUGCCUUACUUGUACAUCUAGAACUAAAUGUUUUUCAUUCCCUCUGAACUCGUCAAAGCUUCUGAGAUGGAAUCAGAGCUGAUGAAAGCGUGCUGGAGCGAGUGCGGUUAGGGCUGAUUUCAGUUUCUCUCAGUAGUCCUUUUGUAUUUCUAUGGAAGACCAGUUUUUGAAUGGCCUUGCAAAACCUGGGGGUGCUCCUGAAGGGUGUUUUUAAACCCAAAACCCCUUUUGCUAACGCUUCCUUUUCUGGUUUAUUGAACACAUUUACUGAUAUUUGGUGAGUACUUUUUGUUUUUGGGAUGAGAGAGACUUAAUACUAAAGCUAUGUUUAUGUGUGGAUGGACUGGAUUUUCUUAUCAUACCAGUUGAAAUAAUUGUGAUUUAAUAAAGUUGCAUUGCUGUAAAGCUGAUGUGAGAGUCAGGCUCAGCUGUGUUCAGUUCCUAAUUUAUAAAUUGACUUUUUUCCAUAUUAAGAGGGCCAGGGAAAAGUUGGGGCUUUUUGAAAAAAAAACAAACAAAAAACCAACCUAAAAUGGAUGAAGGGUCUUUUAACUAACCUAAAAGCAAAAAUACCCUUUGGAAAUACAGAGGUGUCUGUUUAAAAUUUAUUUUUAAAAGACACCCUCCAGUAUUUAUCUAAUAUUUGCCUUCAUUAAUGAAACAGCUUAUUCACAACUAUAAUGACUGGAUGUGCUUUUAUUUUCCAUAAAUAAUUUAAACAUAGCUUUUUUUUUUUUUUUUUUUUUUUUUUUUUUUUUUUUAAAUCUCUAAAAGGUUUUAUCAGGAGAAUUUCCAAGGGUUUGUAUCCAAGCUGCCUCCAGCAGAAAUAGCAAAUGCAGUUCUGUUCCUCAAACGUGUUUGCUUGUCUUCCUGAAAUUCUGCUGAGGCACAACCCAGUUCUGGACCGUGAAUGUCAGGAUCUGUAUUUGGCCUUGAGACCCGAGUUUCAAGAGUGCUUCUAAUCAUGAUUUGAUUUUCUUUUGGAGUUGGAGGCUUCAGUUGGAAUCACCUAGUAAAGUGUGCUGCUAGAUGUGGUCUUGGCUUGUUGACACAGCCUUGCACACAGCUGAGGUUUAUUUUGUUUACCCCAGGGAUUGUGUGAAGUACAUUUCAAACAGUUGCUGCCUCGGUGACUGAUCCUUCUUGUAACUGUAUUAAGGGCAUUAGUCUGUUGAGAAAACACCACUCUUGAAUAUCUCCCAAUGGAAAUUGGGAUUCUUCAAUGUCAUUAAUCAAAGAUGGCACUUUCAGGCUGUAUCUUCUUUGCAGCAAAGAAAAAUCUCUGUCUUUCUACAACUUGCAUUUCACAAUAUGCCAUGUUUUCCCUUCAGUGCUUCUAGAAGGUGUCUUUGCACUGUGAAUAUAAUCCUCAGCCUCUUAGGCAUCCAUGAACUUCCACGGGAGCAAAUACUGACUGCAUUUAUUGUCUUUCUAACGAGCUGUGGAGUUAAAAGUGGAACCAGAGCUCUUUUAAGCCACGCUUCCAUUUUUUUGUUUCCCCCAUAAAAAGAAAUAAAACUCCAAACAUUUUCGAUAACAUCAUUGUUCAGAGUUUUUCUGGAGUUUAAAAUGUUUUGUAGUUGGGUAUCCUUUAAAGUCAAAUUUGGGUGAUUUAACUAGCUCCUGUAAGGAAAACUUCUGGAUUGGAUUUGGUAUUGGAAAAAGCACAUCCCACCCUAUCAAAAUACUCUGAUUAGGAAACAGAAUCUAGUAAGAAAACCUAUUUUAAUCUUUCUUAUAAUGAUGGUUACUCGUACAUUCUGAUUGAAAUCCUCUAUCUU